AUUUAUGAGGAAAUGAAUCACUGGACCGUUAUCGUCAAGAAUCUUCCCAAAGAUGCUGACGAGCACGUAUUGCGGUCUCUCUUCGAGACUGCUGGGUCUGUAGUUGACUUGAACAUUUUGGCACCAACGCCUAGACAAGUUUCUACUUCAGCUUACGUCGUUUUUCCGUCUAUUCAAGAAGCUACCAAUGCUGUCAUCAUGUUUCAGUCAUACAAGUUUCAGAGCAGGUCUAAUGGAACUGGAUGCCUCAAUCUAGAGCUACGUUCUUCUGUUAAGGAAAAUCCAAUGUCAGAUCCAAGAUGGACAUCUGUACAACCUGAAAAGAAAUCUUACUAUGAUGUUCUCAAUGAAGUCGUGCAGUGUGAAGUGUCAAAACGUCUCCAAUCUUCAUCAAGAAUAGUAACUAAUGGAUAUAUCGACAGUCCUAGCGCCCGUUCUAGAAGUAAAUGCAAGGAUUUGGGGACAUCACAAAAAGUGACAGAUCAUCCGCAGUUGUCACCAAAGUUACUAAAAUUAAGGAAACAGGAAGAGCAGUUGAAGAAGGAAAGGGACAUCCUUCAGAUAGAGCUGGAGUUGGAACGAACUACGCAGGAAAUGCUAAACGUUGAACUAAAAUUGAAGUUUCAACUUGAAACAGCAGAGAGUAAACUAGUUAGUGUGACAAGGAGCUCAGAGCAACUACCAAGUCGUUCAAACGACAUUCAUAACCGAAAGUCUGAAAAUUUAACUUAGCCCAAACCGAAAUAAAACUAAUUUAAAGUCUAGAUAUAUUAACCAUGUUUUGAGUUGAGCUAUGGAUGCAUGUAUAUAUUUGCAUAAAUAUAUAGA
Messenger RNA from Corticium candelabrum, 828 nucleotides. RefSeq lists its product as uncharacterized. Gene Ontology annotation, molecular function: RNA binding. The record is from RefSeq and is a predicted model, not a curated record. Bases 13 to 732 code for a protein of 239 amino acids. The transcript is spliced from 8 exons. NCBI's taxonomy places the organism in Eukaryota, Metazoa, Porifera, Homoscleromorpha, Homosclerophorida, Plakinidae.